AUGAGUUCCAUCAUUCCAUGAAGUCUUAGACUUUGGACUUAUGGUCUAUAAGAAAUAAACAGAGUUUAUAAGUUAAAAACAACAUUCAGAAUGAAAUAAUCGUGAUCUGUAUUCAGAUACAUAUUUUUUUUAGUGUAAUAUUUAUCAGCUAAGAUGUAUAACCCAUCGGUAACGGUGCGACGUAUUGAUGUUUUGAUUCGUAUUUUAAAUGGUCGAAAUGUUAAUUUAACCCCUAAUAAUGUUCGAGCUUUUUCAAGUGAAGGAACGAUAACUAUAGGCAACGUGAGCAAAGAAAUAUCUAAACCAAAGAAAGUGGAAUACGUGCCUAGAAAAUAUGUGACAAUUAAAGAUGGUCAGUUAAAUUCUCUUUCACAAAGCAGUCUGCGAAAUUUACGUUGGAUGAUGCAAAAAGAUAUACUUGGCCAGGAUAUGUUUCUCUUAGGAAGUCCGGGACCCAGCAGGAGGAAAGUUGCUCUUCAAUAUUUGGAGUUGACCCAAAGGGAGCUUGAGUAUGUAGCUCUUUCCCGUGACACAACAGAAGCAGACCUCAAACAGAGACGAGAAAUUCAGAGUUCCACUGCAAAGUAUUUUGACCAGAGUGCAGUAAGAGCUGCUGUUGAAGGACGAGUUCUUGUUAUUGAAGGAAUUGAGAAAGCAGAGCGCAAUGUUCUGCCGGUGUUGAAUAAUUUACUGGAGAAUAGGGAGAUGCACCUCGAAGACGGAAGGUUCCUGAUCCCAGCCUCCAGAUAUGACAAAUUGUUGGAAGAACAUGGUGUGAAAGAAGUGACAAGAUGGAAAUUGGUGCGAGUUGACGAGAAUUUCCGUGUGAUAGCACUAGGGCUGCCAGUGCCACGUUAUAAUGGACAGCCCUUGGAUCCACCGUUGAGAUCUCGCUUUCAGGCCAGAGAUGUCGCUACUGUCGGAUUCGGGGAACAUUUGAACACCCUAAAAGAGCACGCUCCUAACGUGGAUGCCAUUAAGUUGGAGAAACUGCUUUCUGCAGCCUACGCUUUGAUAAGUCCAGAACUGCAACAGAUUAGUCUACCAGACUUCCCAGUAGACAAUUUAUAUGCUGCUGCGCUCAUAUUGGAGCGCAACUCAAACAUUCCAGUACACAAAUUAUUAUAUUUGCUAUACCCGUAUAACACUUUUCUUACUAGAGAUCAUAUAAAAAAUGUUGAAGCAAUCUUACAUAACCUUGACAUCCAGAUAAAUCCUAAGUCAGAUAUUGUUCUACGAAAUGUAAAGUUAAUAGAAAAUCAAGCGUUAGUAGAUAUCGACAUCAAUGGAAAGGUAUCGCAAUUUAGCGUAGCGUGUGGAGGAAAGAAAAGUAGGAGUGAAAGGAAAGGCUAUGUUAGAACAGAAUUUCAAACACAGCUCUUAAAUGAUUUGCUCCUAAGUCAUGCUGUCGGAGAUUUUUGUAUUGUGGGUCCAAAAGGCUGCGGAAAAAGUCUGCUUGUGGAGCAAUUAGCGGGCUUAUUGGGUUACACAAUAGAGCCGAUAGUGCUGUACCAAGAUAUGACAGCUAGAGAUUUGAUACAGCAAAGAACUACUCUAGAAAACGGAGAUACGGUUUGGAGAAAUUCAGCUCUCGUCGAAGCUGCGUUGAAAGGACAUCUCGCAGUUUUGGAUGGACUUCAUAGAAUACAUGCUAGUACACUAGCCGUUUUACAUCGAUUAGUUCACGACAGAGAACUACAACUACAUGAUGGGACGAGAUUGUUACGUCAUGAUAGAUACGAGGAACUGCUUAGUUCAGGUCUCACGGAACAGCAGUUAGAAGACAGCGGGGUUAAGAAAAUUCACCCUGCUUUUAGAAUAGUUGCAUUAGCAGAGCCACCGGUUUUGGGAAGAGGACAGCAGUGGCUUUCACCUGAGAUUCUUAGCCUGUUUAUUUUCCACGAGAUGAGAAACUUGAGUAAAGAUGAAGAAAUAUUUAUUAUAAAUACUUUGUAUGGGAAUAUAUCUGCUCCAUUGCAUUCGAUAAUAAAUCUUGCUGAUCAAUUGAGAAAAUCGGAGGAUAGUACAUUAAAAAAUCUCUCGUCUUCUCUAUCCACGAGACAGCUGCUGCGGAUAGCUAGUCGGAUGUCCAAAUAUCCGACGGAUUCUGCGUAUGAAACUGUCCAAAGAACUUUCCUAGCCAAGUUUUUGCCUAGCCUAGCUAGGCGAGCUCUAGAUGGGGCGAGCCAGAAAAUCGGAAUCGAUGUUCCGAAAAAAAUUGGUAUAUUCAACCGUGAGCCACAAAAAAUAAAAUGUUCGGUUACAAAUGGUGUCCUGACUAUAGGAGAUACGAGCUCUAAUAUAUUUAAAACGGAUGCUUUAACGAAAGUACCGGAUAUUUUGUUCUAUGAUGUGCCUCAGCAUAUCAGACUAUUGGAGUGGUUAUUGCAAGAUUUCCUAUUAGGAAACCACUUGUUGCUCGUUGGCAACCAAGGAGUCGGGAAGAAUAAAAUUGCAGAUAGACUUUUACAACUAUUGAAUCGUCCAAGAGAAUAUAUUCAGCUCCACAGAGACACGGUUCAAUCAUUAACAGUGCAACCCACUGUUCAAGAUGGCGUCGUUAUAUACGAAGAUUCGCCCUUAGUUAAAGCUGUUAAAUAUGGUCAUGUUUUGGUUGUGGAUGAGGCGGAUAAGGCACCAACACAUGUGACAUGUAUUUUGAAAACUUUAGUUGAAAAUGGGGAGAUGAUACUGAGCGAUGGUAGGAGAAUAGUCCCUAAACACAUGUUGGAGAGUUCGGGAGGAGAUCUGUCUAGUUUUAUUCCCGUGCAUGAUGACUUUAGAAUGAUCGUGCUAGCGAACAGACCAGGUUUUCCGUUUUUGGGAAAUGAUUUCUUUGCUUCAUUGGGUGACCUAUUCUCUUGUCACGCGGUCGAUAAUCCAUCAAUAGAAUCAGAAUUAGAACUUCUACGUGCUUACGGACCGGAUGUUCCUAAGGAUGUCAUGAAAAAACUGGUUCAAGCCUUCGCAUUACUCAGAGAUAUGGCUGACCAAGGACAACUAACAUACCCAUAUUCUACUAGAGAACUAGUUAAUAUUGUUAAACAUUUACAGAAAUACCCAAAUGAAGAUCUGGCGACAGCAAUCGGCAACGUGUUCGACUUCGAUCGCUACAGUAAAGACGUCUCAGACACAUUAUUAGAGGUGCUCCACACGAGCGGGCUGCCUACAGAUGGCGUUCUUGUCGGACGUUCGAAGGAGGCCCUACAAAGGUUACAGAUGACCAUUGAUAGAAAAAGCGGUCUAGAUGUUUCAUCACCGAAGCACGGCAAGGAGGAUCCUGAGAAUCAGCCCCACGUGGGCGGGAACACCUGGGCGGGCGGAACCGGGGGCAGAGACACUGCCGGUCUGGGGGGGAAGGGAGGUCCAUACAGAUUAGAUAAAGGACACGAUGUACACCAGUUAUCAGACGCUGAAAAAGACGAUAUACCGGACCACGUGAAAAAAGCUGCCCGGGAAAUGAACAGGAAGGCUUUUGAGGAGCGCUUGAAAGAAAUCAAUAUGAGCGAGUACGAUGCUAAGCUGUAUGAACAAUUCCUGAGAGCCGUGCAACCCCAGAUAGGAGCUUUACGAGGAGUGUUAGCGGAACUUCAGGCUAAGAAGAAGGAAAGACAAUGGUCCAGGCAUCAGACUAGUGGGGAACUGGAUGAUGGGAAGAUUAUUGAAGGUCUGACAGGUGAGCGAUCAAUAUACCGUCGGCGUCAGGAAUUGGAACCACCCCCAGGGACUCCCCCGGACCAACCGAAACGACUCAGACUGGUGGUCGAUGUCUCCGGCAGUAUGUACAGAUUCAAUUCAUAUGACGGUCGUCUGGAACGUUCAAUGGAGGCUGUAGUGCUUCUGACAGAGGCUUUGAAGGGAUACGAGGCGAGGAUCAGAUACGACAUGUUCGGACACUCGGGGGAGGAACAUGCCUUGGAGCUGAUCAGGGUUGACAGACCACCGGAGAAUGAGAAGCAGAGGCUUCAGAUAAUCCGUACAAUGCACGCGCACGCUCAGUUCUGUUGGUCUGGUGACAACACCUUAGCCGGCGCACACCACGCCAUAAAAACGCUCACACACGAGGACGCUGACGAAGCUAUAGUCGUUAUACUAUCUGACGCCAAUCUCCGGAGAUACGGCAUAGCUCCCGAACGUUUAGGCGCCAUACUGACUUCAGAGCCAAAGGUUCAGGCCCACGUGAUAUUCAUCGGCAGUCUUGGCGACGAGGCCAACAUUUUACUGCGUUCGUUACCUGCUGGUCACGCCCACGUCUGUAUGGAGGUCUCCUCGUUGCCGCACAUCAUGCAGCAGAUAUUCGCCUCUUCACUUAUGCAGAAUUCCUAAACGUACACAAUCUGGUUCUAAGUGACGUCACAUUGAUGACGUCACAUCGUGAUUAUGCAAACUUAUGCGGCUAGGUGGAUAAAGAACAGCUUUUGUAAUUUAAUACCGUACUAUUUUAUAAGUACAUAUACGAUCUUUGUAUCAGUAUCAAUGUAUGCAGUUAGUGUUAGUUUCAACGCAUUAGAUGCGAGGCUUUUUAGCAAAGUAUAUAUGCUGACCAAAUAGUAAUAAUUAAUGAUAUUUAGCUCUACCUCUUAAGCGACAAUUAUUUUGUGGGCCGUGGCCAUAUUUUAUCACAAUCAUUCUAUUUUAUAAAUAUAUAAUUUUGUUACAA
Molecule: messenger RNA, 4660 nt
Organism: Danaus plexippus (monarch butterfly)
Lineage: Eukaryota; Metazoa; Arthropoda; Insecta; Lepidoptera; Nymphalidae
Gene: c12.2
Product: von Willebrand factor A domain-containing protein 8
Cellular component (GO): cytoplasm
Molecular function (GO): ATP binding; ATP hydrolysis activity
Source: RefSeq, a predicted model, not a curated record